This is a messenger RNA of Oreochromis niloticus (Nile tilapia), 1807 nucleotides long. It is a transcript of the gene nkx2.2b, whose product is annotated as NK2 homeobox 2b. The coding region runs from base 571 to 1317 and encodes 248 amino acids. Gene Ontology annotation, cellular component: nucleus. Gene Ontology annotation, biological process: cell differentiation; regulation of transcription by RNA polymerase II. The record is from RefSeq and is a predicted model, not a curated record. The transcript has 2 exons. NCBI's taxonomy places the organism in Eukaryota, Metazoa, Chordata, Actinopteri, Cichliformes, Cichlidae. Gene Ontology annotation, molecular function: RNA polymerase II cis-regulatory region sequence-specific DNA binding; DNA-binding transcription factor activity, RNA polymerase II-specific.
GAUUUUUUCAGUUUACCGAGCUGAUACUUAUGGUCUUGCAUAUAUAAAUAAAUAAUCCCGAAAUAUUUUUGUUGUGUCUUUCUUCUCGCCGUUUGCUGUUCAGGCACCAUGAGCGCAUUUUGAUGGAAAUACUGGAGAUUGUCUUUCUGCGGUAAACAGGAAGCGGAUCAGUGGCUCUAACAUGUGUAAAUGCGUCGCUUCUUUCCUUCUAAUCCUCCAUCAUUAAUCAUUCAUCUCCUCCCUGAAGCUCCGACGUCUCUGUUAAUGCACUGCUCCGUUUUUUUUCUACACACCCUCAUCCACUUGACUCUCGGGACCCGCCUCCAUCCUUUUUACCGUCACACACACGUUAAAAGGACGGUGCCACACUCUCUGAACGUCUUCCCUCAUGUAUUUUUCAUGCUGUUAAACCCUCUCCGGUCGGCCCGUGCAGCUCCGGGCUCCCCUCUGACGGCAUUCAUGGACCUGAACCCUCCGCUGCCUGCUCCUGUUUAACGGCAGCUCUUCACCCUCCUGGAUACGAGCCCGGCACUCUCCCCUUCUUCUCGUCUCUCCCGUCCUCCCCGGGUCAUGCCGUUUGGCGCCAACACAAAGACGGGGUUCUCCGUGCGGGACAUCCUGGACCUUCCCGACUCGACGGGGAGAUGCGGGUCCGGGACCGAAGAGACCGAGGAGGACGACACCGAGGAGGCCUCCGCGGAGGUGUCAGGCGGCCGGGGCUUGUGUGAGCGCGCCGGUGAGCGUUUGGGAACGUGGAGCAGCGCAUCCGGUAACCUGCACUUUUCACUGCAUGGGCUGUCCUUGGAGCCUCGCGCCGAUCCCAAAUCCCCGGAGCUGUCCACGGAUGAGUCCCCGGACGCAGAGCGGGACGCGCGGUGCGCUCGGGCGCAGAAGGCGCGCGGCAGGAAGCGGCGCGUGCUCUUCUCCAAGGCGCAGACCUUCGAGCUCGAGCGCCGCUUCCGACAGCAGCGCUACCUGUCCGCCCCGGAGAGGGAACAUCUGGCCAGGCUGAUCCGCCUCACGCCGAACCAGGUGAAGAUCUGGUUCCAGAACCACCGCUACAAGAUGAAGCGUGCACGCGCCGAGCGCAGCAUGGACGCGCUGCAGCUGCUGCCGGCCCGCCGGGUCGCCAUCCCGGUGCUGGUGCGGGACGGAAAGCCGUGCGGCCGGGCUGCAGCCAGCGAGCUGGAGACCACGCUGAGGUCUGGCCUGAGCCUGCCGCUCUGCGCCUACUCCCCCCUGCUGCACCCCGCUUACGGCCCGGAGCAGCACCCGGGGGUGCAGCAGCUGGCGCACGUGUACCACUGGAGCUGGUGAAGCCCGGCGCAAGACUUGUGCGUGCCCUCUUCAUGAGCUCGUAUUCGGCCUUCUGCCCUCUCAGAAUAUCCACGCGUAGAUCAUAAAAACAGCUUCGGCCUCGAAGUGAAAUCCGUGUUUUUUGAAAGGAGUUUGGCACAAAUUUUAGAGCGUUUAAUUCUUGUAACCAAGGAAACGAGUUCACACAUGUUCAUCUUCUUUGGUGUCUUUGGUGACUUCGCUCAGACGCGCGAGCCGUCUAAAACUACCCCGCCCCCUGUAAGAUAGAACUGACCACAGCAAAUGUUUUAGCAGUUUUUGUGCGAUUUAUUCUGAUGUCGUUUGCGUUGUUUGCGCUGCAAAAACAACAAAGUCACUUUUUUCUGAGAGAUGUUUUUUGUAUGUGUUUCAUAAAUCUAUUUAUAAUGUUGCCCGGUGAGUUGGUUUGUAAUAAACUGGUUAUUUAUGGCGGUAAAUAAAAAUCUGAACAGAGAUGAGUCGUGUGAUUUCA